This is a messenger RNA of Staurois parvus, 540 nucleotides long. The record is from the annotation of a GenBank genome assembly. Lineage: Eukaryota; Metazoa; Chordata; Amphibia; Anura; Ranidae.
GGUGAGCAGGGCUCCCUCUCUAUGGUUCCCCUCCUACUCCUGGAUCAUGGUGUCUCUCCCGCUGACCUGGGGAUCUGGAAUGGGAUCCUGGCACUGAUGGCUUCCAUCGUAGGCUCAGCUCUUGGAGGAAUGGUGGUCAGCAAGGGCAGGUCCAUCAAGUCGCUGCUGGGGACUGUUCUGAGUUUGCGCCUCUCCUGCCUUGUCCUCCAGACGUUUCUCCUCUCUGCUCUUGGUAGAGACACAAGUCUUGUGAAAGUGUGUCUUCUGCUCAGUGUGGUGGUGCAGCAUUUCCUGGCCGGAGUUGUCACCACUGUGACCUUCACUUUGAUGAUGCACUGCACCCGCCAGGCCCGGCCGAACAUUCAGGCCAGUCACUACAGCCUCCUGUCCUCCUUGGAGGUCCUGGGGAAGGUCUCCUUCAGCGCAGUGUCUGGGAUCAUCGUGGACUCUCUCGGAGUUUCCGUAUCGUUCUCGGUGUUCAUCGCUCUGUCCUGCCUGCCCCUCCUGCACCUCCUGAACCUUCCACCGACUUUAUCCUGA